Molecule: messenger RNA, 1091 nt
Organism: Phragmites australis (common reed)
Lineage: Eukaryota; Viridiplantae; Streptophyta; Magnoliopsida; Poales; Poaceae
Exons: 9
Coding region: 144-953 (269 amino acids)
Biological process (GO): SNARE complex assembly
Cellular component (GO): endosome; lytic vacuole
Molecular function (GO): SNARE binding
Source: RefSeq, a predicted model, not a curated record
UGAAAUAAAAAAUCAAAUGCCGCGAUAUCCAGAGUCCUGCCCUCCCCGCCGCAAGAAAUUCGAGGCCUCAUCCAAUUCGGCCGUCCGGAGGAGCGAGGAGGAGGACGGGCGGCAAGGCAAAGGCCUUUUGAGCGCGCGGCGCGAUGGACGGCGACCUGUACGCCCUCGACUUUGAUGGCGUCUUCUGCGACAGCUGCGGCGAGAGCUCCAUCUCCGCCGUCAAGGCCGCCAAGGUGAGGUGGCCGUGGGUGUUUGAGCAGGUUGACGCCGCCAUGGAGGAGUGGAUAGUGGACCAAAUGUACACUCUCCGUCCAGUGGUGGAAACAGGAUAUGAGAAUCUGUUGCUUAUUAGGUUGCUUGUUGAGAUCCGAACACCCUCUAUUCGGAAAUCAUCAGUUGCAGAUGGGCUUAGCAUCAAAGAAAUAUUGGAGAACUGGUUAAAACUGAAGCCCACUCUUAUGGCUGAGUGGCAAGAAGAUAGGGAGUCUUUGGUAGAUCUCUUCGGUCGUGUAAGGGAUGACUGGAUUGAAAAUGAUUUUUCAGGCUGGAUAGGUGCUAACAGGUUUUAUCCUGGGACAGCCGAUGCAUUGAAAUUUUCAAGCUCUGAUGUUUACAUAGUCACAACAAAACAGAGCAGAUUUGCUAAGGCACUACUGAAGGAAUUGGCUGGAAUAGAUUUUCCCUCUGAAAGGAUAUACGGCCUUGGCACUGGUCCAAAGGUAAAAGUUCUCCAGCAGCUGCAGCAAAUGCCGCAGCACCAAGGCCUAACACUUCAUUUCGUUGAGGACCGUCUUGCAACUUUGAAGAAUGUGAUCAAAGAACCAGCACUGGACAAAUGGAACCUCUACCUGGUAACAUGGGGAUACAACACACAGAAAGAUAGGGAGGAAGCCGAAGGCCUAUCAAGAAUCCAGCUCGUUGAUCUCCCUGACUUCAGCAAAAAGCUCAAAUAGCUGGCAGUGAUGCAGAUCUUCCGAACAGUAUUCGACUUUUCUGGUUAUCUCAGUUUCUUGAUGAUGUACUUGAACAACACAAAUACAUGAUUUUUUAUUGAAUACAUUGUUCACAAAUAUAUGGAUUGAUUUCUUUAA